Molecule: messenger RNA, 1779 nt
Organism: Thermothelomyces thermophilus ATCC 42464
Lineage: Eukaryota; Fungi; Ascomycota; Sordariomycetes; Sordariales; Chaetomiaceae
Product: carbohydrate esterase family 4 protein
Exons: 3
Coding region: 861-1625 (254 amino acids)
Biological process (GO): carbohydrate metabolic process
Molecular function (GO): hydrolase activity, acting on carbon-nitrogen (but not peptide) bonds
Source: RefSeq, a predicted model, not a curated record
CACAUGUAACCAAUCUCCACUCAUUCAUGACCCUGAGUCGGUUCAAUACAAGACUCCGCCAGGGGUUAAGGGUUGAUCUUGCGAGAUAUUCAUCCCAAACGUUAUUCUUAGCAUCUUGCUCCUCGCUUCGUUGUUUGAGAGCUCGCUACAUCACGAGGCUGCAGGUGAGCUUCCCAACAUUGCUCUGAUUGUGCCUUCUGCUGUCAACUAUCAAGGGAAGGGCAUUAAAUUGCUGUCUGCUGCAUCGUUUGAGAAAUCUCGAGAAUCGAAUGGCUCCCACAUUCCGCCAUCUCAGAGAUCCAGGCCCUUCAGGGCUGCACAGGCAAGGGCCUAAUUGUGGGAUAGUGUCGGUUCCUGCGGCUAAAUGCCGGGCAGGGGCCGGUAUUAAUCAAUCUACUAUGUAUUUUCGACCUCGGCCAAGCCGGGCAUCGAUUUUAUCCACCCGCAACCCGGGAGCUGGCUCUCGGCGAGGGACGCUCGCGCGACCUUGGCAUCAGGUACCCCAGGUCGUUGCGCCCGCAGCUCCUGAAACGGGGCGGGCGACGAUUGCCUCCGCUCCUUUUCCCCGGGCUACAACUUCAUUUCCCCCACUUGACGCGGAGAAUUACUUAGAUGAAGAUGAAGAUGGAGAGGGGGGUUGGUUCCGGGCUCCUCUUUGCCCUCGAUGUACAAGGAUAGUUGUCAACAGGCGAGGGCUCCUUUGGAGGAUAUAUAUAUAUCGGGAGGGACCUAAGGGGAUCGACGGGACGUUCACACCAAAGCUUGCGUGCGUCGGUCUUGUUCAGCCCUUCCAAGCAUACUCGGGUCCACCACCCACAAAGUCAAGUCGGAGUCGGCCACAUAGCCACCACGACAGCACCAUGCUCGCCGAGACUGUCCUCGCCGGCCUUGCGCUAGCCUCCAGCGCCAUCGCCGCGCCGGCACCGAACCCGAUCGAGUUUGUAAAGCGGGCCCCAACCCCCGGCGUGGUCAUCCAGAAGUGCAGCACCCCCGGAGUGCUCGCCCUUGCCUACGACGACGGCCCGUACCAGUACACGUCGCGGCUGGUGGACAUCCUCGACGCCGCCGGCGCCAAGGCCACCUUCUUCUGGACCGGGACGCUCUACGGCUGCAUCUACAACCAGGCUAACGCGGUCAAGAAGGCCUUUGCCUCGGGCCACCAGAUCGCCUCUCACACAUGGACCCACCCCCACUGGGCCAGCUUGGGCGAGGCGCAGAUCCGGCAGGAGAUCACCAAGCUCGAGGACGCCUUCGUCAACCUGAUCGGCAAGAAGCCGGCGUACGUGCGCCCGCCCUAUCUCGAGACGGGCGGCCAGGUCCUGCCGGUGCUGAGGUCGUUGGGCUACAAGGUCAUCACCAACGACAUCGACACGGGCGACUGGAACCACUAUUCGCCCCAGCAGAGCGAGCAGGCCUUCCUGCAGGCCGGCGCCGGCGGCAACGGGCACAUCCCCCUCAUGCACGAGACCUACGACUCCACCGUCAACGUUCUCACCCCCUGGCUGAUCAACUGGGCCAAGCAGAACAACCUGAAGCUCGUCACUGUCGCCGAGUGCUUGGGCGACCCCGACGGCGCGUACCAGGCCGGUAACUUUGAGCCUAAUGGCCAGAACAGCUGCUAUUAGACGGGUGAUGCGUCCAAAGAAUCAGUCCUGUGCCGAUCCGGGAAUUCGUGGGCCACAGGAACGGUUCCCUGCCAGUCCUGGUGCAUACUUGAUAAGCAUAGCAGCUCCGAAUUACAUAUCAAUCAAGCAACAUUUAUUCAAGCUCCAAUAUCCC